Molecule: messenger RNA, 2816 nt
Organism: Frankliniella occidentalis (western flower thrips)
Lineage: Eukaryota; Metazoa; Arthropoda; Insecta; Thysanoptera; Thripidae
Product: probable ATP-dependent RNA helicase DDX43
Exons: 11
Coding region: 258-2360 (700 amino acids)
Molecular function (GO): RNA binding; RNA helicase activity; ATP binding
Source: RefSeq, a predicted model, not a curated record
UACCAACCUUGUACCAACGCAUUCUUUGUCAUCUUCUGGGCCGUGAGUAGUAUGGCGCGGUUGAAUGUUCUUUCAAGUCCAGAAUUUUAGCCCAAGAAAUUGUGUUAAUUAAAAGAUAUUCGACGUUGUCAUCGGAUAUAUCUCUGAUCAGACAAGUAAAGCAAGUAAGUGUCCAUCCUCGUGCUUUGCCCGAAGUGUGAGAAAGCCGCCGAGCUCUUUCCUAUUGUUCAGCGCCCGGUGCCUAUUUACAAGACAUCAUGUGUGACGACUGGGAUGAUGGAAAUGCUCCAGCAAGUAAUACUGAAUGGCAAGAUUCUUUCCGUGGGAGAACAAGAGGAGGCCGUGGUGGUGCUAGGAGAAAUGAUGGUAAUCGCAAUGGUAACUGGCGAGACAGAAACAAUGAAAAUGACAGUCAACAAAGCCAAGGAUGGGGAGGACAGGGUAAUGGUUCAAGUGAAGCCACAACUAUGAAUGUGGACUCUCAAUACCUUGGACGUAUCAUAGGACGUGGCGGAUCAAAAAUAAAUGAGCUGCAAGACCAAUCUGGUGCUCGGAUCAAGGUAAAUCGUGAUGAAAGUACUGUUGUCAUUUCUGGAUCUCAAGAAGCUCAGGAGAAAGCCAAAGAGCUCAUAGAUGAAGUUAUCAAUUCAUCUGAUAACCGUAGAGGUGGUGGAAACAGUUCAUAUGGUGGGAAUAACUCAUAUGGGGGUAACAGCACACAUGGAAGAGACAAUUAUGGAGGAAGUAGUAAUUACGCUUCUGCUGACAUGUCAGAAAUAAAUGGGCUCUUAAGUCAGCCAGCUCCUAUGAUAGACUGGGACUCAAUCAACAAAGCACAUGAUGAGUACCAAACAAAACGCUUGGCAUCUCUUCCACCCAUGAUAAAAGAUUUUUAUCAAGAAGAUCCAGAAGUGGCUAAUAUGUCCAUUGAUGAGGUAGAAAUGUACAGAUUGGAGAGUAAUAAUAUUCAAGUGGGAUAUGUUUUCAAGGAUACAGGCAGAAAACCUAUUCCAAAUCCUGUCAAGACUUUUGAACAGGCAUUCCAUCCCUACCCAGAUAUUCUGACUGAAAUUUACAAGCAGGGAUUUUCUAAACCCUCUCCUAUUCAGUGCCAGGCAUGGCCUAUUCUUCUUAGUGGACAAGAUAUGAUAGGAAUAUCACAAACAGGUUCAGGAAAGACUUUGGCUUUCUUGCUGCCUGCCCUAAUCCAUAUCGAUAAUCAACCAAUUCCUCGAUCUCAACGUGGUGGAGCCAACUGUCUAGUACUGGCGCCCACCAGAGAAUUGGCUUUACAAAUUGAAAAAGAAGUCAGCAAAUAUAGUUACCGAGGAAUCAAAAGUGUAUGCGUUUAUGGUGGAGGAGACCGUCGCGCUCAAAUGAAUGUCUGCAAGAAAGGCGUUGAAAUUAUAAUUGCGACUCCUGGGAGAUUAAAUGACCUCUGUGCUGCUGAGGCGAUUGAUGUGUCAUCAGUCACCUACUUGGUACUGGAUGAAGCAGACAGAAUGCUUGAUAUGGGCUUUGAGCCUCAGAUAAGGAAAACUCUUCUUGAUGUACGCCCUGAUAGACAGACUAUAAUGACUAGUGCAACUUGGCCUGAAGGUGUCAGGAGGCUUGCACAGUCAUACAUGAAAGAUCCUGUACAGGUUUUCAUUGGCACCCUAGAUUUGGCUGCCUGCCACUCAGUUACUCAAGUGAUAGAAUUAGUUGCAGAGGAGGAGAAGCAGGAUAAGUUGAUUGACUUUCUUACAAGUAUGGGGGAAAAAGACAAGGCUAUUGUCUUUGUGGGAAGGAAGACUCGGGCAGAUGACAUUGCAUCUGAAAUGGCUUUGCAGAAUAUCUCAGUGCAAACCUUGCAUGGAGAUAGGGAACAGGCUGAUAGGGAACAGGCCUUAGCAGAUUUACAAAGUGGUGAAGUCAAUAUAUUAAUUGCUACUGAUGUUGCCUCAAGAGGCAUUGACAUCCAGGAUGUUACCCACAUUAUAAAUUAUGACUUUCCAAGGAACAUCGAAGAAUAUGUUCACAGAGUGGGGCGCACAGGUAGAGCUGGUAAGACUGGCACAGCUAUUUCAUAUUUCACUCGAGGCGACUGGGGUAGUGCCAAAGAAUUGAUUCCAAUUCUGGAAGAAGCUGCUCAGGAAGUGCCUGAAGGGCUUUUCGAAAUGGCUGAGAGGUUCGAAGCUAUGAAAGAACGUAGAGCAAGGGAAGGUGGAGACCGGAGAGGGGGUGGUGGACGCGGAGGUGGACGGGGGAGGAGAGAUGAUGGCGGUGGAUUUGGAGGUGGACGCGGAAGCGGAAGAAGAGAUGAUGGCGGUGGGUUCGGAGGUGGCGGAUAUGGCGGUGGCGGCAGGAAUAAAUGGUAGUUUUUCUCUGCACAUUCCGCCAUAAUAUUUUUAUUCCUCCAGAAUUUAUGGAAGUAUGGAUCUUGCCUUAUUUUACUAAGUUUGUAUUUGUAAAUUCAGCUGACGCAUGUAUUUCUUCUAUCCGUCCCUUUGUAAGACUUGUUACUAUAAAUCAGUAUUCUUUGAGAUAGACAAUCAAUUCAAUUUUUUAAAUAUUGUGACUUCAGGGUUUGCAUCAUUUCACUUCCUAUUGAGACCAAAGAUAGAGAACAUGUGAUAGUGUCCAAUCCCACAGGUUGAGAUUUAUCAAACAUCUCUUUGCUCUGUGGAGUAAAAUAUCUUUGAAUUGUUUAACAAAGUGUACAUGAAGACUGAGCAACAAGUUCAAAUUAUUUUACAUUGAUGGGAGGUAAUACUGCCACAUAGAAUUAUUAUUUUUUCUAUUAUUUUCAAAUAAUAAAAUACUGUCUUGUUUCA